This is a messenger RNA of Dujonia railenensis, 2622 nucleotides long. Lineage: Eukaryota; Fungi; Ascomycota; Pichiomycetes; Serinales; Debaryomycetaceae. The record is from the annotation of a GenBank genome assembly.
AUGCGUUGUUUCAGUUUAGCCACUCUUUUGGCCAUUGUAGCCCAUGUAGCAGCAGCAAGUAGUAGUACUGACGACUCCACCGCGUCUCCCUUUGGGUCUGACUACUUUGCAAGUGCCGUCCUGGCACUUAUUGCAGAACAGUCUAUAGCUCAGGACAGUACUACGGCGACAGCUGCUCAAGCAGAAACAAGUUCUACUAGUAGUCCAGAUGCUACCACACCUGAUGACACUACUUCCAGUAGUCCAACUGCAACUGCUGCUCAAAGAACAUCAUCUUCAGCAGAUGAUUUCUUUGACACUGAUUCUUCAACCAGCACACCUUCCACCGCUGAAGCAACUACCCCCGCAUCGAGUGAUUCAUCAUCGCCAGCUAAAUCAGUUGUUGCAUCCUCAGAGGCUGCCACCCCAACAGCUGAUGCUGAAACUUCCAGUUCUACAGCCACUAAUUCUCCAAAUUUGGUUAGUUCUGCUGGAUCGUCCGACGAUUCCACUACGAGUAGUCCAGUUGCUACUGAAGUUGCCGAGACUAGUUCAUCAUCUUCUGCUAGCUCUACAUCAUUAGUACAACCAUCUACCUCAAAUGUAGCUGACACUACUACUUCAGCUUCUUCUUCAGCUUCGCCAGUGGCCGAUGACGAGACUACUUCUUCAACUGAAGCUGCCAAGUCUGUCGCAUCGUCCUCUGACAGUGAAACCGAAGCCGCAGCUUCCUCAGCAGCUCCUACAACUGACAGUUCAUCAUCCGCAACCCCAACUGUUUCAGCAUCUCAGUCAUCGCUUGAUGGUACUGACACUACUGACUCGUCACAAACCACAGCUACAUCAGAAACUGGCUCACCCUCCGAAACUGCAAGCUCUGUUGCUCCAUUAGUUUCGGCUCCUGAUUCUUCCUCCGAGACUGGUACCGUUGCUGAAUCCUCCGCAACCCCAACUGCAACCCCAACUCCAACUCCAACUGUUACUCCAACAGUAAGCUCGGACUCUCCUACCGAGACUGGUUCUGAAUCAUCAGUUGCUCCAGUUAGUACUCCAAUUGCUGUUUCGGAUACUGCUUCUGAAACUGGGUCAUCAGUUGAAACCUCAGUUACUCCAACUGUUACUCCAACCGUUUCUCCAACCGUUACUUCGGACGUUGGCUCUGAAACAGGUUCUUCGGUAGUUACACCCGUUGUUACUCCUUCGGAUACAGGCUCUGAGACGGCAACUUCUGUAGAGUCCUCAGUUGUUCCAGUUAGUACACCAACUGUAUCUCCAUCAGUUACUUUGGCUACAUCUGAUACUUCAGUAGCUACUGAUUCUGCUGUUCCAACUUCUUCUGUUGCUUCAAUUCCAACUUCAGAAGUCUCAGCUGCUUCAGUUCCUACUACUGCUGCCACUUCAGAUGUGUCAGCUGCUUCAGCUGUUACUAGUGCUGCUACUUCAGAUGUGUCAGCUGCUACCACUGCUGCUACUUCAGAUGUUUCAGCUGCUUCAGCUGCCACUACUGCUGCUACUUCAGAUGUGUCAGCUGCUUCAGCUGCUACUACUGCUGCUACUUCAGAUGUGUCGGCUGCCUCAGCUGCUACUACUGCUGCCGCCUCUACUGAUUCCGCUGUUGCUGCUACUUCUGGUGCUGCUUCAACUGAUUCAAGUGCGGUUGCUGCCUCAGCUGCCGCAACCUCAGGAGCAGCUACUACCGCUGCCCCAGAAACCACUUCUUCAAUAGCUGCUGCAACAGAAACUGGAGCUGCUCCAUCGGCAACUUCGAACUGGUUACCAACUGGAUUAAUUAUCGCAGACACUAGUGCAACCGCUUCUACCACUGAUAGUGGUGAAUCUGGUAUUGUAGUUGCUACUACCACUGCCUCUGCUGGCCAGACUUCUGGUUUACCAAAGGCAAUUACCCCAGCCACCACUGCUUCUCCAGGAAGUAACUACCAGCUUGUUUACAUUGGUUUCAAGGCAGCUUUGAACUAUCCAUUCGUUGUUGAACACUCGUUAUCAUCAGCUCAAAUUUUCCAGUACUUACCAGGUGUUUUAACUUUCCCAUUCAGUGAUACUGACUCUUAUUCUGACGUUUCCGUCAAACAAUUGGUUCCAUCCACUGCUGAAGGUAUUUCUUACACCAUCACCGUUGCUGAAGUUUACUUCCCUGCUGAUUCAGUUGAUGCAUUAAGUCAAUUCAUUCAGACUAGUGAUUCUAAGUUGUACAGAAACACAGAUUCAACUGAAAGCAGUUUAGCUGCAUUGAUUGAUAGUAGAAUUCCAAUAACUGGAUUAUCAACAACUGAUAGUUCAUCAUCUGGAUCAUCAUCAUCACUGACAAACAACUACGGAUCUUUAGAUUCUUCUAAUUCUGUUAUAUCCAACAAGGGUGCAAUUGCCGGAAUCACAAUUGGAGCUGCUGCUGGUUGUGGACUUUACUUAACAUUGAUGGUCUUGUUGUUCAAGAGAUUCAAGAAGAAGGGUAUUGAAUUACCUCCUUCUGACACUGAAAGUGCCGUUGGCGCUGAAUCUCAUUCAGGAUUGUCUGAGCUUUUCAAUAGAAUUGAUAACUCUUCUGCUGAUAUUGGCGGCAAUGGACGGAGCGUACAGAUCUCGGACCCCGUGAAUGCAUCGAAUUCUCUAGGGUGGGCUAGAUAG